GCCGUGCCCACGGACCCGGCACCGCCUGGCCCUGUGCACACGGAGGCGACCCGCCCUCCGCGCCCGGACGCGCAGAGGGUGUGCGUGGAAGUCAGGCGUGCGGCGGCGGAGAGUCCCAGGACCAGCUCAGAGCCUGAAACUCCGGGAGAGAAGGAAACACAUUUCCGCUUCACGGCAGGGAGCCACAAGGAAGCCUUUUAUUUUCUGGCCAUGUCUUCCGUAGGAACGGCUGAGCCAGAUGGGGACCAGAGGGACAGGCAUGUCAGCAAGCUCAUUUUCUUCCUCUUCCUCUUCGGUGCGGUCCUGCUGUGUGUGGGAGUCCUGCUCUCCAUCUUUGGCUACCAGGCAUGCCAACAUAAGGCUCUCUCACACUGCAACAUGGUGCUCAAGAUUGCUGGCCCAUCGUGCGCAGUGAUUGGGCUCGGGGCUGUGAUUCUGGCCCGCUCCCGGGCGCGCCUGCAUCUGCGGGAGGGGCAGCGGCGAGGCCUCCAGGACCCUGACCAAUCCUUCAUCUGUGGAGAGAGCCGCCAGUUUGCCCAGUGCCUCAUCUUUGGAUUCUUGUUCCUGACCAGUGGCAUGCUCAUCAGCAUCCUGGGCAUUUGGGUACCUGGAUGCGGCGCAGACUGGGAACGGGAGCCGCUGAAUGAGACGGACACGGGAGAAACAGAGCCCCAGAUCUGCGGCUUUCUGUCUCUGCAGAUCAUGGGGCCCUUGAUUGUGCUUGUGGGGUUGUGUUUCUUUGUGGUGGCCCACGUUAAGAAGAAAAACAACUUGAAUUCGAGCCGAGAUACCUCCGAAAUUGAAGGGGGACACGCCCACAGUAUGGAGCCGGUCCAUAUCACUGUAGGUGACUCCGUGAUAAUAUUCCCGCCCCCUCCACCGCCUUACUUUCCCGAGUCUUCCUCGGGCAGCCCCCCACCUCCUGGGGAGAACAGCUUGCACCCCCGGGCUGAAAACCCACCUUCCUACUGCAGUCUUUUUCACCACGGAAGGACCCCAACUCCUGAGAGCCAGGGCGCAGCCUCUGAGAGAGAACGGGAACUCAUAUACACCAUUUCUGGGCCGGGUUCACCCUCUGAGAGUUCAUACCCUGGGCAUCUUCCACUGGAUCUGCCUCCUAGAUAUGAAGAGAAAGAAACUGCCCCGGCCACGCCCACGGAUGCACCUUCUGAGCCGUCCCCACCAUGAAUUAUGGACUCCACUUUUAUAUAUUUCAUGGAUUGUUAUUUUUAUUUAAUUUUUUAAUAAAACAUACAAUAACCUUG
This is a messenger RNA of Peromyscus maniculatus bairdii (prairie deer mouse), 1265 nucleotides long. RefSeq names its product transmembrane protein 171 (gene Tmem171). The record is from RefSeq and is a predicted model, not a curated record. Lineage: Eukaryota; Metazoa; Chordata; Mammalia; Rodentia; Cricetidae.